Molecule: messenger RNA, 2087 nt
Organism: Pomacea canaliculata
Lineage: Eukaryota; Metazoa; Mollusca; Gastropoda; Architaenioglossa; Ampullariidae
Product: testis-specific serine/threonine-protein kinase 3-like
Exons: 6
Coding region: 306-1382 (358 amino acids)
Biological process (GO): protein phosphorylation; intracellular signal transduction; microtubule cytoskeleton organization
Cellular component (GO): cytoplasm
Molecular function (GO): tau-protein kinase activity; ATP binding; protein serine/threonine kinase activity
Source: RefSeq, a predicted model, not a curated record
AACCGCCCGUGACGUCACCGCAAGCGACUGAGGAAAACAGUGGAGUAAGCAAUAGAAGGUGUUUCCUAAUCUGCCGUGUGCGGUGGCAGAAGAGUAGAGAUCGAAAACCAAAGGGGAUCUGGUGCAGGCAGAAACUUACAACAACCAUUAGCAGGAUCGGAGGCUGGAGUGUUUGGUUCUCCAGAUUUAUGUUUCCCGCAAAGAGGCCGCGUCUUGGUAUGGCUGAAGAUGGCCGCCCGACAUUGCAGGUGAACCCUCUCAGUCUCGCAUAGUUGCUGCACUCCGACAAAGAGGAGUUACAGGCCAUGCGCGGUGAGGUAGAACCAGUGGGUUCUCGUCGCACGUCGAUGUCACGUGGUGAGAACGGGUCUAUAGCGUACCGCCCAACGUACCGCGCGGUGCUGGCCAAGCACAACUACCUGGUGCGCAAGACCCUUGGAAACGGCAGCUACUCCAAGGUUAAGCUGGCAAUCUCACUGGCACGCAACAAGGAGCCAGUCGCCAUCAAGAUCGUAGACAGGAAUCGCGCUCCCUCUGACUUUCAGACGAAAUUCCUGCCGCGGGAACUGGAGCUGUGGCCGCACCUGAGGCACCCAAACAUCGUGCGCGUGCUGGAGACGUUUGAUGACGGCCGGCGGGUGUAUAUGAUCCUCGAGUUCCAGGAGAACGGUGACGCCCUCCGCUACAUCCAGAAGGUCGGGGCACUCAACGAACCGCUGGCACAGGGAUGGACCUGGCAGGUAUGUGACGCGGCCAGAUACCUGCACGAUCAGAACAUCACUCAUCGUGACCUCAAGCUGGAGAACCUCCUGCUGGACCGCAACUUCCACAUCAAAAUAUGCGACUUCGGCUUCGUCAAGGGCGACUGUACUCUUGACCUGAGCAGAACGUACUGCGGUUCCAAGUCGUACGCGGCGCCCGAGAUCCUGCUGGGCGAGCCGUACGACCCCAAAAAGGCCGACACAUGGGCCAUCGGUGUGGUGCUGUACAUAUUUAUCACCGGCAAGAUGCCCUUUGACGAAAGUCGCGGCAAUGCUGGAGUCUUGGAGGAGCAGAGACGCCUGGAGUUUCCAUGGAGAAAGUACAGAAAGGUCACCCCCGAGGAGCGAGAUCUGGUCAUGCGACUGUUCACCUUUGACUUCCGCUUGAGGCCAGACAUCUACGCAGUGCUGUCCACACCAUGGAUGAAGCAGGCUGCUCGCAACGACCUGAGCAUCCUUCGCGAACUCGCCCUGGACGGCUACCGCUACCGGAAGGAGCGAGAGAAGGAAAAGGAGAAGGAGCGAGAGAGAGAACGCGAAAGGGAAAGAGAAAGCGAAAGGGAGAAAGAGAGAACAAUCUACAACGGAGGAGGUGGAGGGGGUCGACAACACUCCAUGUAGGACACAAGGGAGGAGAGAGGGUGGCGGAGGGUAGCAAGCGAAAAGGGUGGGAAUGGGAGACUUUAUCUCGGGCUUCAGGAACUCUAGGGAAAUCGGCUCAGUCCGAAAUGUUUGCAUGAAAAGUAUGCCGGCCGGAACACACACGGUGGAGGAAGAAAAAAGAGAAAGAAAGAAAAAAAAGUAAUAAGAACGGUCAAAAUAAAGAAAAAAGAGAAAAAGUGACCAAUGAAUAGGAAAGAAAGAAGAAACAUCAGAAAAGAGAAGAAUCGAGCAAAUAAUAUCUGAGAAGAUUUCUCGGUGGUGGGUUGGAAGUGUUAGCACGGACAACCAAGAGAAAGGAACGCAGCAGGUGAGACUGGUCAGUACAGGUAGGAGCGUUCCUACUCACACAAGCCAGUAGAGGAGCGACAACGUGCUACGUCAUCAUUUUCAGGUAAACAUCGGCGUGACGAUAGAACUGGUCAACGCUAGGAAGCACAGAAGUGAAAAAAGUAACAGUUCGGGACUUGAGGGAGAAGUCACAUGAGAGGUCUGGAAAACAGGGAGGACUCCAAGGGGUGGGUGCUGGGUAAAUAUGCAUGAUUUUAUUUCAGUAUUUUCUUUUCGCGGUACUUUUACGCCCCUUUGUGAGUUUGGAGUCAAAGGUCAGUCUUAUGUGCAAACGAUAGGCUCGGCUUGACGUAACAGUCUGUGUGCAUUUACCAG